UAAGAUUUUGUUAACAACAUCUAGAGCAGCUUCGGACAGUCCGGUAGGUUCGGACGUUUUAAAAAUGACGUAAAAUCGAAGGUAUAAACGCGACGUCGCGAGCCAAUCUUCUGACAAUAUUUUGACAAGAAGACACACUGUCGUAUUCCAGUAAGAAAAAUCAGCAAAAUGCGCCAUAAACAGCCGAAACCAUCGAAAUAUCAUGGUAAAUACAGGGGAUACAGAAAAGAAGCACUUGUUCUGGCUGUCGAAGCUGUCCAAAAGGGAUUGUUGGUGCGGAGAGCCGCAGCACAAUUUUGUGUGCCACGGGCCACCCUUGCUGAUAGAGUAUCGGGACGGAUAAGUGGUACAGUAACCAAGGAGACACUCUUUAACCAAGAGGAGGAAUUGAGGUUAGUGGAGUAUUUAGAGUCACUGGCACAGCUCGGAUAUGGGGCCACUAGAAGUCGACUCAAAGAUUUGGCUGGGGAUUUAGCCUUUAGCCUUGGUAAACGGGGAAAGAAUAAGCCUUUAAGCAACGACUGGGUCUCGGGAUUUUUACAGAGAUGGAAAACACGCCUGUCAUCUGUUCGCCCAAGUGCAUUGGAAUCUUACCGUGCGAAGUAUGCAACUCCGGAAUCGGUGGAUCAUUAUUUCAAAAAUCUUGAAGAAACAUUAAAAAAGUAUAACUUAUUAAACAAGCCAGAGUGCAUUUACAAUUUAGAUGAGACCGGUAUCCAGCCAGAACAUCGCCCCCCUAACAUUAUUGCCCCCACCUGUGAAAAGGCGCAGUCAGUUACAUCCCCGAGAUCAACAACAACUACCGUAAUUGGGUGCGCAAAUGCUAUGGGCAAUCACGUUCCACCUUUCUUUGUUUUUAAAGGGAAACGGGAGAAUCCCGAGCUUAUGAAAGGUAGCUCUCCGGGUUCAAGAUUGUGUAUGUCCGACUCUGGGUGGUCAAACAGUAACGUUUUAAAAAUUUAUCUUGAGCAGCAUUUCAUUCCGAACGUCCGACGUGGAGAGAAUGACAAGCAACCGAUAUUGCUUCUUUUUGAUGGGCAUAGUUCUCACACAUCCACUGAUCUUAUUGAAUGGGCCAUUUCAAAAAAUAUUAUCUUAUUUGCAUAUGGGUAG
Molecule: messenger RNA, 1113 nt
Organism: Dreissena polymorpha
Lineage: Eukaryota; Metazoa; Mollusca; Bivalvia; Myida; Dreissenidae
Exons: 3
Coding region: 169-1113 (314 amino acids)
Cellular component (GO): nucleus
Molecular function (GO): DNA binding
Source: RefSeq, a predicted model, not a curated record